Molecule: messenger RNA, 2758 nt
Organism: Tripterygium wilfordii
Lineage: Eukaryota; Viridiplantae; Streptophyta; Magnoliopsida; Celastrales; Celastraceae
Product: protein ACTIVITY OF BC1 COMPLEX KINASE 7, chloroplastic
Exons: 18
Coding region: 328-2487 (719 amino acids)
Biological process (GO): regulation of response to reactive oxygen species
Source: RefSeq, a predicted model, not a curated record
AAGGUUUGUGUGUUCGAAUUUUCGGUUUUUUUGUCGUUAACCAGCAGCAGCAACACAUGGACGCGAGAGCAUUACAGCCCCAAACGGUGCCUUAGAAGCAAGAAAUUGGAAGGGAGGACACGCUACGACUUGUAGUCCACGUUCUUUGUUCCUCCCUGCUUUCAUCUCUCUUAUUGCGAGCUCCAUUCAACAUACACGUCAGUCUUUUUCAGAGUUAUUUUCUUUCUUCAGUUUAAUUUCUGAUUCACAACCCAAUUAAUCUCGCUCAUCAGCAAUUAGGGCAACACAUUUGUUCCACUUCCAAUUACUCUGGUGUGUAUUGUUUAAAUGGCGGCAGUAUUGGCUUCACAAAGCUAUUGUUGCUGCAAUAUGGAUUUGAUGAAUCAAGGAAGAGCAAUGGGUACGCUUGGUUUUUCAAGCUCAAUUUCCGAUGAGUUCACGAGGUUUGAUUGGCAAGCAAGUAAUAGGCCAAUUAGCGCUGCAAAAUCAAUCAAAUUUCAUGUGGAAAUGCGGCAAACUGAAUUGCCAUCGAAAUUGGGUGGCAAUGGGAGAUUGGGUAUCAACGGGAAAGUAAGUAUCAAGAAACGAGAUGUUAAAAUGGUACCUGCAAGUGAGGUAAUGAAUAGAAAAUCCCCAAACAGUAAUAAAGUAAAUAUGGUGCAUGGAUCAAGGCAGGUUGUCAAUGGAGCAAGUAUAGUUAAGAGAGAUCCUACUCCUGCCCUUUCAAAGACUUUGAACUUUAGAGACUACAAAGAACUUCCACCACUGGAAGAUUUAAAGGUCCUUCCCUCGGAUGAGGGAUUUAGUUGGGCUAAUGAAAACUACAAUUCCUGGCAAAGGACCGUUGACGUCUGGUCUUUUGUGAUUUCCUUACGUGGUCGUGUUCUGUUGGACAAUGCAAAAUGGGCGUAUUUGGGAGGGUUCACGGAAGAGAAGCAGAGAAACAGAAGACAGCAAACAGCCUCAUGGCUACGUGAGAGUGUAUUGCAGCUUGGCCCAACUUUUAUCAAACUUGGACAACUGUCAUCAACAAGGUCUGAUCUGUUUCCCCGUGAGUUUGUCAAUGAGCUUGCCAAGUUGCAGGAUAGGGUCCCCGCAUUCUCACCAGAAAAGGCUAGAAGCCUCAUCGAGAAAGAACUUGGAGCUCCAGUUAAAAUAUUGUUCAAGGAGUUUGAGGACCGCCCAAUAGCAGCUGCUAGUCUUGGUCAGGUGCACCGGGCCAUCCUGCAUAAUGGAGAGAAAGUAGUCGUGAAAGUUCAAAGGCCUGGUCUCAAGAAGCUUUUUGAAAUUGAUUUGCGGAAUUUAAAGCUGAUUGCAGAAUAUUUCCAGAGAAGUGAGACCUUUGGUGGUCCUACUAGGGAUUGGAUUGGUAUAUAUGAAGAAUGCUCAACGAUAUUAUACCAAGAAAUUGAUUAUAUUAAUGAAGGGAGAAAUGCUGAUAAAUUCCGCCGAGAUUUUCGGAAUGUAAAGUGGGUUCGAGUACCUUUGGUGUUUUGGGAUUAUACUGCCAUAAAAGUGUUGACCUUGGAGUAUGUACCAGGCAUUAAAAUAAAUGGGUUGGAUAUGCUAGAUUCAAGGGGUUUUAAUCGUUCUCGAAUUGCAUCACGUGCUAUUGAAGCAUACUUGAUUCAGAUUUUAAAAACCGGUUUCUUUCACGCGGAUCCUCAUCCUGGAAAUCUUGCUAUUGAUACGGAUGAAGCUAUAAUUUACUAUGAUUUUGGAAUGAUGGGGGAGAUCAAAUCAUUUACAAGGGAGAGGUUGCUUGAACUUUUUUAUGCGGUUUAUGAGAAAGAUGCUAAAAAGGUCAUGCAAAGUCUCAUAGAUCUUGAAGCGCUUCAGCCCACAGGAGAUAUGUCAUCGGUGAGGAGAUCCGUGCAAUACUUUUUGGACAACUUACUUAGCCAGACACCAGAUCAGCAGCAGACAUUGGCUGCCAUUGGAGAGGAUUUAUUUGCUAUAGCUCAGGAUCAACCAUUUCGGUUCCCAUCCACCUUUACCUUUGUGAUGAGAGCAUUUUCAACCCUUGAAGGUAUUGGUAAAAUACUUGAUCCAGAUUUUUCCUUUGCGAAGGUUGCUGCACCAUACGCGCAGGAGCUCUUAGAUACAAAGCAACAGCAGCGUGCCGGGACACAACUUCUAGGAGAAAUAAGGAAACAAGCUGAUGACGCCAGAACAUACACUAUAUCCAUGCCCUACAGAGUGCAAAGGAUAGAGGAAUUUGUGCGACAACUAGAAUCUGGAGAUCUAAAACUCCGAGUCAGGGUGCUUGAGUCUGAAAGAGCCUCUCAUAAAGCAUCAAUACGACAAAUGGGAACCAUUUAUACAGUAUUUGGAGGUACUCUGCUAAACCUCGGGGUCACCUUAAGCAAUCAAGGCAAUCAAAUUAUUGCCAACGGUUCAUUCAUUGGCGCAGCUGUUUUCUUCACACUUUUUCUUAGGUCAAUGCAGCGAGUGAAGAAUCUCGAUAAAUUUGAGAAGAUGAUUUGAAGUUUUUCCUUCGUCAUCGACAGAUGUUUGAUCUCAAUUCUUAAGCCAGUUCAUUGUUUUCAUAAUUUUAAACCACAGAAAGAAUGUCUGUUUUUUUUUUUUUUUUUUUUUGGUUAGGUGAAUAACCAAAUAUAGUUCUGUGCAGUGUAUGUAAAGAUGAGAUGCUGCUUCAAUAGAAUUAUGAAUUAUGGCUUCCUCAGCCAAUUGCCAUGUAAAAUUCAACAUCUCUAUGAUAUUCAAUGAAGGGAUAUAUUGAAGUUGGUGUAUCUUA